Messenger RNA from Colius striatus (speckled mousebird), 4105 nucleotides. RefSeq names its product zinc finger CCCH-type antiviral protein 1. The record is from RefSeq and is a predicted model, not a curated record. The transcript is spliced from 15 exons. Bases 76 to 2217 code for a protein of 713 amino acids. Lineage: Eukaryota; Metazoa; Chordata; Aves; Coliiformes; Coliidae. Gene Ontology annotation, molecular function: metal ion binding; NAD+ poly-ADP-ribosyltransferase activity.
CCGAGUUCCGCCUCGCUCCGCCCCCUUUCCCGUUUUGUCCGGUUUCGUCGACCCGGCUGAGGAGAGAGGGGAACAAUGAACGACCCGACGGUGUGCAGCUUCCUCACCAGGACCCUCUGCGCCCAUGGCGGGCGGUUGGGGCUGCCGGAGCUCCAGCAGCAUAUCGGUCUCUCGGCGCAGCAGCUGAAGGAGACGCUGGUGGCGGCAGGUCCCCAGCGGUUUCUGGUGCUGCGGUUGGGCGACAGCGAGGACGUCCUGGCGCUGUCGGCUGUUCGGAUCUGCGUUCGGAAGGAGUGCGUGGGCUGCGAGCGGCUGCACCUCUGCAAGUCGUAUCUCAUGGGCAAGUGCAACCUGAGGUCCAGAACUUGUAAGUACUCACAUGACAUCAUCAAUGAUGAGAACAAAAAAGUUCUGAAGACCCAUGGCUUGUCUGGCUUCAGUGAGAACGAGCUGCGAGUCCUGCUUCUCCAAAAUGACCCUUUCCUCCUCCCUGAUGUCUGCCAGUUUUACAACAGAAAAGAUGGUGUCUGCAGCCAGCAAAGUGACUGUAACAAACUUCAUAUUUGUCGACACUUUCUCCAUGGAGAAUGUAGAUUUCUUCCAUGCAAGAGGAUCCAUAGCCUCUUGAGUGACCACGCAUUGAGAGUGCUGGAAAAUGCAGGUAUUGAUAGGAACACAGCUUCAAACAUCCAGACUAUAUAUGAUCACAAGCAUGUGGAAUUCAACAAGGAACUGAAGAAAGGGAGAGUACACAACUACAAACCAAGAGAAAAACUGUUCAAAGAGCCGGCAGUUAUAAGGAGUAAAGAACCUGGGACACCUUUACAAGAUCCACAGGGCUCCACACUGCAUGUGCUGCUUCCAGAAAUGAUCCACUUUCAGGAAUGGAGUCCCAGUAAUGAUGUACCUGGUAAGAGCCAACAGCAGUUGCAGUUGCCAACAGGAGCUGGAGGCAAAGACGAAGGUAAAAAAGAUGAUUCCUCUGCUAAAGCUUCACAGGACAAGGAAGAAGAGUCUGAUGAGAUAUGUGUGUUCUAUGUCUGGAAGUACUGCAAACAUAGAAGUAGAUGCAGAUCUGUUCAUUACCAUUUGCCGUAUCGAUGGCAAGUAUAUCAGACAGUCUACUGGAAAGACCUUUCCAUGAUGGAGGAAAUUGAGAAGGCCUAUUGCAACCCAGAAAUCCGCAGCAUAACAGAGAAGAACAUUGAUUUCCAGACAAUGACCUGCGACGGCUCCGCAUUGCGGCGCCUCUCCACACCAUCAUCAGUCACCAAGCCCGGCUUCAUGCUGACCACGCAGUGGGCUUGGUACUGGAGGAACGACCAAGGCCAGUGGGUGGAAUAUGUGGAGCGGGGAGAAGGGAGUAGUGUGAACUCACCAUCUUCUGCUGUGAUUGAGAAUUUGUAUCUGGCAGAUCCAGAUGCCACCGUAACUUUCCAGGCUGGUGUGCACCAUUACGAGCUCAAUUUUAAAGAAAUGAUCCAGACAAACAUCGCUUUUAGAACUCGAAGACCAGUCCGCAGGCGACCAAAGUUUGUGUCUUCUGAAGAUGUGCAGAAGAUAAAGAAAGGUCAGAAGGAUUCUUCUAUUCCAAAUCAAGCCUGUCCUGCCCAUUGGGAUCAGUCUGCACUUCCUGACUUGGGAUACAAGAAAGUGGAGAUCAGUAGUACAAGUGCUGAAUUCAACAGAAUAAAGCAGCUGUUUUGCGAGACUAUGAAAAACUACAAUGUCCUUAAAAUAGAGAGGAUUCAGAAUCCAUCCCUCUGGAAGGUCUUUCAGUGGCAAAAGGAGCAGAUGAAGAGAGAAAAUAAAGGGAAUGAAGUAGAUGAAAGGCUCCUGUUUCACGGAACCAAGACUUCCUUCAUAGAAGCUAUCUGCCUUCAUAACUUUGACUGGAGAAUUUGUGGAAGCAAUGGAACCAGCUACGGAAAGGGCAGUUACUUCGCUCGCGACGCAUCCUAUUCCCACCGAUACUGCCAGCCCGUGGUGAAAACCAACGUCAUGUUCGUGGCCCGUGUGUUGGUUGGGGAUUACAUCAGAGGCAACACGGCCUACGUUCGCCCCCCGGCAAAGUCUGUGGACGGGCUUCGGUUUUACGACAGCUGUGUGGACAACGUGCUAAAUCCCUCCAUUUUUGUCAUCUUUGAAAAAUACCAGAUUUACCCAGAGUAUAUUAUAGAGUAUAAGGAGGAAGAAUUAAAAUGCCUUUUAUCUUAGAGGGAUCAGAGCUGCUUGUACCCCUUCAUCUUAUUUACCGUAUUGCAGGUAUUCUCAUACUUGGUGACUUCUUUCUUUUUAAUGCAAUCCUUUGGGAUGUAAAUCCAAAGAACUUCUGCACUGGGGAGGGCUGGCAAAACAGAUGCUACGUUUGUUGAGAACAAGUGCCUUGUCUUGUCUUCUCUUCCUCUCUUAAGUGAAGCGUAGCCAUUUGGAUAACUGUAGCAGAAAAACAUAAAUUACAGGAUUGAAAAUUACAGCUUCUCUGAGUCAAUAAGUGUAAGAAACAGAGAAAGUUUUCUUAGAAACAGAGAGGGUUCCUCUUUGCUAACAAUUCAGUUAAGAGAGAAAUCAACAGUUCAGUAAUUUUUAAGCAAAGCCUCAGGUUUUUAGUAGUCAAAGGUUCUUUUCAGUGUAGAAUGUGUCUGUUCUUGAUCCCUCUAUCACGAUUCUGAACAAGUGUACGUAAGAACGACUUGGCUUAGUUUUCAAAGUACUGCCUUGUUAACGCUGAUACAAGUUUAAAAUGGUAGAACAACAACAAUGUAACAGAAUCUUUAUUCAAAAUUCAUAUUGUAAGUUCUCAAGCGGAGAAGUUUCAUCUGUACGGUGGCAGCCACUGUUUGGACGAGGAAGUUGUUGGAUCAGAUUGUCUCUGCAGAUCUGCAGUAACUUGCUUCAUGACCUACUCAAAAACAGAGCUCGAGGGGAAAGUGUGUGAAUGCCAGAAUGGUUGAUGAGUAAGCAGGUACUGGAAUGUGGUGGUUUGGCUGCAGCUAACUACCGUGAGUGCCUAAAGGCUGUGUCACCAUGAGCCAGGCUUCCAUGUGAAUGCAGCCUUGCGGUUUCUCCAUAUGAGCGUUUGCUUGGCAAGCACUAUAGGGCAGGAGAAGCACCUUAAGGAACAUUGGUAUUUUCUGUCCUGUUCCUAUACGUUAAUUUUUCGGUUUUCCAGAAAUAGGACAUGACUGGAAGAAACCAGUUUUGUUCUCUCGAGGCCAGUGGUAGAACCACUGUCCUAAGACUCUUUGUAGGUGUGUUGUUGCCCAUGUUGCAUUGGGCAACUUGCUGAGAACUUGCUGACAAGUGGGGUUCCUCUUUGUGUUUUGAGGUCAUGGUUGAGUCAUCCUGGGAUGCUGCUUCCCCAGUCUGUUUUCUGAUACCCUUGUUUUAUCCUUGUCAGCGAUGUACAACCCUGCUAACGGAGUUAGCAGUUGCACAAUUAAACUGCUUACCACAUGCUGCCUGAGCAGCCAUCCCUGCAAGCCUACCAACCCCCCCAGUUUAUAUACUGGCCGUGAUGUCCUGUGGUAUGGAACAGCCCUUUGGCUAGUUGCAGUCAGCUGCCCUGGCUGUGGUUCCCCUCCAGCUCCUCGUGCAAGCUCAGUCCACUUGCUGGCAGGGCAGGGAAAACUGAAAAGUCCUGCAUUUUAGGAGAAGUGCUACUUAGCAAUGGCCAGAACAUUACUGUGUUAUCAGGAUUAUUCUCAGGCCAAAGAACAGCCCUGUACCAGCUGCUGGGGCGAAGGUUAACUCUAUCCCAGCCAAAACCAGCUCAGAAAGAAACUGCUGUUGAAGACAGAAGAACAGUAAUUUUUGCUUUUAGGUAAGCUUUACAGUAAUACAAAUAGCCUCCCAGUUCUUUGCAUCUUCAAUACAGAUCUGUCAAUCACAUGUACUAAUCAGAUUUUGCAAGUUACCAAGAGGGUGGGGAAAUACAUAAAACUAGGUGAUCUUACUAAAAUGACCAUCUUAGAACUGAAUGAAAACAUGUCAGUAGUGCAUUAAGAGGGGUUUUUAAGUGCUUUUUUAAGAUCUCUUUUAUGUGCCUGUAGAGUUCCUGAGUCACACUUUUGCCAUAUUUACAAAUAAAAUGUAGUUUCACUCA